Molecule: messenger RNA, 2765 nt
Organism: Phyllostomus hastatus (greater spear-nosed bat)
Lineage: Eukaryota; Metazoa; Chordata; Mammalia; Chiroptera; Phyllostomidae
Gene: SLC71A1
Product: major facilitator superfamily domain containing 14A
Exons: 12
Coding region: 171-1643 (490 amino acids)
Biological process (GO): transmembrane transport
Cellular component (GO): membrane
Molecular function (GO): transmembrane transporter activity
Source: RefSeq, a predicted model, not a curated record
UCGUCGCCGAUCGCACGAUGUGACGCGCCGCCCGAGGCAGGCCGGGCCCUGAAGAUGGCGGCGGACACCCCGAGCGGCUCGGCCCGGCAGUAGUGGCGGGACGGCACUCGCCGCUGGGGCCGGCCGCCCCGGGAGUGGCUGCAGCAGCGCCAGGACUCGAGGAUGGUAAAAUGACCCAGGGGAAGAAGAAGAAACGGGCCGCGAACCGCAGUAUCAUGCUGGCCAAGAAGAUCAUCAUUAAGGACGGAGGCACGCCUCAAGGGAUCGGCUCUCCCAGCGUGUACCACGCGGUCAUCGUCAUCUUCCUGGAGUUCUUUGCAUGGGGCCUGCUGACGGCGCCCACGCUGGUGGUCUUACAUGAAACCUUCCCUAAACACACAUUUCUGAUGAACGGCCUCAUUCAAGGAGUAAAGGGUUUGUUGUCAUUCCUCAGCGCCCCGCUUAUUGGUGCUCUCUCCGACGUCUGGGGCCGCAAGUCCUUCCUGCUGCUAACUGUGUUCUUCACGUGCGCCCCCAUCCCCCUGAUGCGGAUCAGCCCGUGGUGGUACUUCGCCGUCAUCUCCGUCUCCGGCGUGUUCGCCGUGACCUUCUCCGUGGUGUUCGCCUACGUAGCAGACAUAACGCAGGAGCACGAGCGGAGCAUGGCCUACGGACAGGUUUCGGCCACAUUUGCUGCCAGCUUGGUGAUCAGCCCCGCCAUCGGCGCGUACCUGGGGCGGGUGUACGGGGACAGCCUGGUGGUGGUCCUGGCCACGGCCAUCGCCCUGCUGGACAUCUGCUUCAUCCUCGUUGCUGUGCCCGAGUCGCUGCCCGAGAAGAUGCGGCCGGCGUCCUGGGGGGCGCCCAUCUCCUGGGAGCAGGCUGACCCCUUCGCGUCCCUGAAGAAGGUGGGCCAGGACUCGGUCGUGCUGCUCAUCUGCAUCACGGUGUUCCUCUCCUACCUCCCGGAGGCCGGCCAGUACUCCAGCUUCUUCCUGUACCUCCGACAGAUAAUGAAAUUCUCCCCGGAGAGCGUGGCUGCAUUUAUAGCAGUUCUCGGCAUUCUGUCCAUCAUUGCACAGACCAUCGUCUUGAGUUUACUUAUGAGGUCCAUUGGAAACAAGAACACCAUCCUACUGGGCCUGGGGUUUCAGAUACUGCAGCUGGCGUGGUACGGCUUCGGUUCAGAGCCCUGGAUGAUGUGGGCCGCAGGGGCCGUGGCCGCCAUGUCCAGCAUCACCUUCCCGGCCGUCAGUGCCCUGGUCUCGCGGACCGCUGACGCCGACCAGCAAGGUGUCGUCCAGGGAAUGAUAACGGGAAUCCGGGGGCUCUGCAACGGCCUGGGCCCAGCUCUGUACGGCUUCAUCUUCUACAUCUUCCACGUGGAGCUGAAAGAGCUGCCGAUGACGGGGGCGGACGUGGGCACCAACACCAGCCCGCAGCACCACUUCGAGCAGAACUCCAUCAUCCCCGGCCCCCCGUUCCUCUUCGGAGCCUGCUCAGUCCUGCUGGCUCUGCUGGUGGCCUUGUUCAUCCCGGAACACACCAACCUGAGCCUGCGCCCGGGAGGCUGGAGGAAGCACUGUGGCGGGCACAGCCACCCUCACGGCACGCAGGCGCCAGGAGAGGCCAAAGAACCCUUGCUCCAGGACACAAACGUGUGACGCCGCCGCCGGGGCGGCUCUCCCCCUGCGCCGGGGCUGAGCUCGCACCCGUGGCCCCAGCGGACAUUCCACUCCCAUCCACGACGGACUGUCAGGGUGUCUUAACCAACGCGUCUGCAUGGGCUCUGUGGGGACUCCAGGACGAACCGGACAGUUUUCCAAAGAUGUUACAAUUUUUUUGAAAAGGAACCUUUUGUUUAUUAGAACCAAUUUCUUGCCACUAAACUGUUUGUUUUAUUAUAUACACCCUUUAAUUAAAAACUCUAUGUGUAACUUCUUAUAUACUAGCAACGUCUCUGCUACCGUUUCCUGCAGGUGUUGAGCUUUAACUACGUGCCGACUCGCAGCAGACAGAGUGGGAAGUGCGGCCACGGGCCUGUUGUUUUUAACCUUGUACAGCCUGGAGUUGGAUCUCAUCGUUGUAAAAUCUUGGGUCAAAUAAUUCAAAGCCUUAAUGCAGAUACACUAAAGAAAUGGUAAAUUGUUUGCAUUAAAAGAACAACUCAAGAAAACUGUACUAAAUCUGAAUCAUGUUUCAAACUUGUUUGCAGUAAUUUUAUUUUGAACAGUACUCACUACUGGUUUUUAAGAAAACACGAGUCAUGUAGAAUUUCACUGAGUUGGGGUGUUUAGAGCCUGUCCAUCUCGAUGUUGGCUCGAAGCUGCCCCCCAGUGACUUGCACCACUGUUCUUCGUGUUCAUGUGCUCACGGGGACCUCAGCACUCGAGACCGCAUCUAAACAGCACACGCCGUCCGUGUGCUGCCUACGUGCAGAUAGACAAACAUAGUGGCCUUUCGGGACCGUCACAGUAACACUUCCCUUACAGAGCUGGUGUCUGUCCUAGGUUUUCAGGGCCCUAGAGGAGAGCUUUAUACAAUUACCGAUGUGAAUUUCUCUAAAGUGUAUAUUUUUGUGUCCAGUUAUAUUAUUUAAAAAAGUGUUACUUUGUAAAAAUUGUACAUAGAGUACUGUAUAGUCUACACAGUUUUCAUCUUGUGUGUAGUUACUGCUUAAUGCUUUUUAAACUUGGAACAUUCACUUAUGGUUACAUAGGUCUCAAAGAAAUGUAAAUAUUCUGUUAAUAAAAUUAAAUAUUUUAAUGAUUUUUUUUAAAAACAAA